CAUGUGAUCUUUUUGCGUAUAGUCCUUGUGCCGUUUUGUUCCUACUUUACAACGUCGUUUCCAUCAACCUGUGACAAAAGCCGUUGUUUAGUUGAAUCGGGUGUGUUUGUGCUGGGCUGGAACCAAAAUGUGCACACCCAGAGAUAUAUUGAGAAGCACUGGGUUUCUAUGUUAUAUGAGUGCCAUCUGGUGGACGCAAUUAAUACAAUAAUAUUAAUCUAGUUGGCUUGAAUUGAAGUGAGGUAUAGUUUUAACAGCGAGUUGUUUUUUUGUCAUCUAGCCAAUUGUAUUCUCGGCUCACGGGGUUAACUAGCUCUGUGCACUCCAAUCCCCCUUCACUGGUAAAUGCAAACCAAUAUCAUCUUCACUUUGUGAAUAACAUUUUAAUCUACAGUUUAGGCUACAAUUAUGUUGUGAGGUGUAACUUCACUCCUAAAGCAACCACUCUACUGUAGUGUAUGACUUUUUAAAAGCGUGGGAAUCGAGUUACAGUUUCACCUUGUGGGAGAAAAAAAAACGAGCAUAAAUCUCGCGAUAGAUCGAGUCCAACCCCAUUCUUGUCUAUUGUGAGAGUUUUUCUAUUCUCGCGCGAUUUCGUAACUUUCCCACGGCUGUUGUGGCGUCUGCCCUCUGUCCGCCUCUCCUCUCCCUUUUUUUCUACUCUCGUUUAUAUCUGUUCCCGUCGGGGUUCUUCUGUUCGUUGUGUUUGUCCCAGCGGCGGUGGGAAUGGAUUUGAGAUCUCGCGAUUGUUGGAACUUUAGAAGUUCCAGUGGAAAAUGGCGCCCGUUGUGACGGGGAAGUUUGGUGAGCAAGCUCCACCGCAGCGCCUGACGAGAGAGGCCAUGAGAAACUACCUGAAGGAGAGGGGAGACCAGACCUUACUCAUACUACACGCUAAAGUGGCACAGAAGUCUUACGGCAACGAGAAGAGGUUCUUCUGUCCUCCUCCUUGUAUCUAUCUGAUGGGCUGUGGCUGGAAGAAGAAGACAGAGGAGAUGGAGAGAGAGGGCUGUUCAGAGCAGGAGGCUCAGCCCUGUGCCUUUAUAGGGAUAGGAAACAGUGACCAGGAGAUGCAGCAACUCAACAUAGAGGGGAAGGACUUCUGCACAGCUAAGACUCUAUACAUCAGUGACAGUGACAAGAGGAAACACUUCAUGCUGUCAGUCAAGAUGUUCUAUGGUAACAGUACAGACAUAGGAGUCUUCCUUAGUAAGAGGAUCAAAGUUAUCUCUAAACCGUCCAAGAAGAAACAGUCUCUGAAGAACGCUGACCUGUGCAUAGCGUCAGGUACCAAGGUUGCGUUGUUUAACCGGUUGCGUUCUCAGACUGUCAGUACCCGCUACCUACACGUGGAGGGAGGGAACUUCCAUGCCAGUUCACAACAGUGGGGAGCCUUCUACAUACACCUCUUGGAGGAGGAAGAGCCGGAAGGGGAGGAGUUUGCGGUGAGGGAUGGAUACAUCCACUAUGGUCAGACUGUCAAACUGGUCUGUUCUGUCACUGGUAUGGCGCUGCCUAGACUGGUGAUCCGUAAGGUGGACAAGCAGACAGCGUUGAUGGACGCAGACGACCCAGUGUCUCAGCUCCACAAGUGUUCCUUCUACCUGAAAGACACAGAGAGAAUGUACCUCUGUCUCUCACAGGAGAGAAUCAUUCAGUUCCAGGCCACGCCCUGCCCCAAAGAGCCCAGUAAGGAGAUGAUAAACGAUGGAGCCUCCUGGACCAUCAUCAGUACAGACAAGGCAGAGUACACCUUCUACCAGGGGAUGGGUCCUGUACCCUGUCCUGUUACACCGGUCCCUGUGGUGGAGAGUCUACAGUUGAAUGGUGGAGGUGAUGUGGCCAUGUUAGAGCUGACGGGACAGAACUUUGCUCCAGAUCUCCGAGUCUGGUUUGGAGAUAUCGAGGCUGACACCAUGUACAGGUGUGGAGAGAGCGUGCUCUGCGUGGUGCCUGACAUCUCCGCCUUCAGAGAGGGGUGGCGCUGGGUCCGUCAGCCCGUCCAGGUCCCCGUCACCUUGGUCCGCAACGACGGAGUCAUCUACUCCACGGCCCUCACCUUCACCUAUACCCCAGAACCAGGCCCUCGUCUUCACUGCAGCGCUGCCGGAGCCAUCCUCCAGACCCACAGUCACAGUAUCUCCUCUUCCUCAUCCUCACCUUCCUCAGGGAGUCUGGGGAUGGGAGGUUUAGGGGGGUUGGCGGAAGGACAGACGGGCUACGGGAUUGGUCAAGGGGGAGGGUCAACCAAUAGCGUUGGGUUGUUGUCGGGUUCAUCGGUGAUGUCAGUAUCGUCAUAGCAGCGGGGAAGUGUGUGUGUGUGGGGGAGGUGAGAGGCUCAUGGACCUGCUUUGAAACCACCCUCGCUCGCUCAAGGACUCUUUGGAAAGAGAGCGAUUGAGUUGAAGAGGAGAAGAGAAGAAGAGAAGAAGAGAGAUGAGGUUCUGAUGAAAGACAGACCUGGAAGGAGGGGGAUCCCCUCUCUCUUGCGCCCCCGUGUGGUCGGUUGUGGACAUGACACUGCAGCCUGGGUCAUUCAGUCUGGGAGAGGUUUCACCUCCAGGAUGACACAAUAACUAGGAGCCCUUUUUAUACAUUUGUUGGAGAACAACUUUUUAUUUUAUUUUCAACACUCACUCUUUCUACAAAGUUUAGAUACAUUUUUUUUGGGACCCACAACAAAGAGCUUUGGUAAUGAUGGAGAUAUCACUCGUGUGCAGAGAAACGUCAUUAUAUUGUUUUAUGGGUGAAACAUUUAUCAUAGUAACAAUUUUUACGGACCAAGGAAUAUCAUUGUUAUUUUAUUCUUUAUGUUAUUUUAUAAGCUUUAGCCGAGGUACAUUUUUCAAAUGUUUUUUUGUUGUAUUAUAACAUUUUAAGGAGUACACUUUUUGUUACCAAAUAGUUUUUUUCUCCAUCUGAGAGAGAGAGAGAGAGAGAGAGAGAGAGAGAGAGAACUCUGAGGAGAUUGAGUAAUGUGAUUCAGGCUGCGUCUCAAUCGGCCUAAACUGGAUUCCUCCCUUUUAUUAGUGUUGAAAGAGUGACGUGACCUCGGGGUGCUUUGUGCAAGUCUUAAAGUCUGGAAAAGGUCAGGGUUGUAAGUUAUCUGAAUAGGGCAAGAGUUGAAUAAGUGAAAGCAAACUCGAAAGUAGGUUAUCUCUCUCUCUCUCUUUCUACCCCAUCUCUUCCACCUUCUCUGUCCUGUCCGGAUUAAGGAGAGGAAAUUAGGCUUGGUGGUAAAAGGGAGGAAGGAAGCCAUUUUGAGACGGUUGACAUGCACCCCAUAAUCUCAGCCAGUUUCUAUAGCAACCUUAAAUCUUCCUGGCCAAUCGCCUUAAAUUGAUCAGUCUCACCAGACCUUUUUAGAAGAAACGAAAAAAAUAUAUAUCCAUAUAUUUUUUUGGUAUGUUGUGUGUGUAUAUAAGGUUGUCGUUUUGUGAACAUGUCUAAGAAUGUUUGGUCGACACUCGUCAAGCCAAGGCCUGGGAAUGUUUCAUCAUGUCGUUGGUCUCUGUCUCUCAAAUGACACCUGAUUUCCUAAAUAGUGCACUACUUUAGGCCAGGGCUCUCCUAUAGGGGGAUCCUAAAUAGUGCACUACUUUAGGCCAGGGCUCUCCUAUGGGGGAUCCUAACAUAGGGAUUGGAGUGCAGUUUGGGAUGCAGAGUUGGUUUUUACACUACCGUUCGGGCCUCAUUCCCAAAUCGGCUCCUUGCCCGUAGUAGACGUUUGUGCAAAUCUGAGAGGAUUGUACAGGUAUUACCAAUAUGGUAAUCACCCCUGUGGCCUUCUAAGCUUCGGGUAAUUCGUGCCAUUUUUUGUUUACUUAGUGCAUACUAUCUAGGGGUCAUUUUGCUUACCUAGUGCACGCUAUCUAGGGGAUAGGGAUUGGUUUGGGACUGGACAGAAGUCUUUAAAAAAACAAAAUAUUUACGAAGAGCUUUAAAAAUGCCACAACUGCCUUUUUUAGCUUGUAACACUUUCAAGCAGCUCCCCCUCUUAUCUAUCUAAUGAAGCCGUAGCAUCAAACAGAAAAUCACUUGCGUCGCUAAGCUGAUAGCCCCACUACACUUAUAAAUGUAAUUCGCUAAAGCUUCAUUGGAAUUCAAUUGGCUAAGCUAAUGGCUAAUGCUACAAUGUAAUUCUAUGAGUGAAGCUAAGCUGAAGCUAAUGCUACUGUGUCGUUCUAUUUUAGUGAAGCUAACGCUAACGCUAAGCUACAAUGUAAGUCUGGUAGUGAAGCUAAGCUAAGCUACAAUGUAAGUCUGGUAGUGAAGCUAAUGCUAAUAUGUAAUUAAUGUCACUUGGCUCUACGGCUAAACUUAAUUGAAAUCACGAUGCCUUUAAAAAAAAAUAAAAAACACUCCCUAGCAAGAGACUGUUUUCUGUCUCACCACUGUCUGUCUUCUCACAAAGUAGCCUCUCUUUUUGUAGCUUAAGUGUUUCACACGUCACAUUUUUAGGUAGCCUAUCAGUCUGUGUUUUUUUUCUUCAUUUUUUUCAUUUUAGUUCAUCACGAAGGGAAUCAUUUUUCCUAUGUUCAGCGUACAACUACAAUGUUUUCCCUCCACUGUAGAAAAAAAAAAAGGUUAUUGAAACGAUUGCCAAAAAAUAUGUCCCAACUUUGUUGUGGGUCAGGUCGGUGGACCUGUUCACCUGUUGCUUAUCUGUCAUUGGUGCUGUACGACGUCGCAAGGGGAUGGUUGCUCUGUUACUAUGGGAACAGGCUAUGAUAACAUGUACUGUAACUGGCUCUAACUGAUUUUAUUCAAGUUGUAACAGUUUAAAUUUUUUUGGGACGUUUUUCGUCUUGGGUCAAUGCUCUUACGGCUGUUUUUUUUUGGUGUUAUUCAUUGAUUUAAAAAAAAAAAACACUGUGGAAGUUAUUUAGUUGGCAAUCGGUUCUCAAAUACAGGUCACCAGUUUUUGGACUUUCUUGGAAGAAAUUCUCUUUGUUCUGCUCUGCUUUUAAAUUGUGGUGCCUUUGCCUCCUCUUAACAAGUACGAGGAACAAUAUAACUGUUCUCAAAUCUGUGGUCCCCACUCAAACCCUAACCAGUAUAAGCUAACACAACUAUGAAACUGGCCUGGGAUCAUUUCUUACGUGGUGAUUAUUUUUUUUCCUCACUUCAUAUUGGUGUUGUGUCUCUUGGGUCGUUAUUCACUAGGAAACUAAAACGGAAUCCAACUCUGCAGGCAACGACCUGAACGUGUCUCAAUAAGAAACCUUUUGUUUUUCCCCAUUGCAAAACAUUCUGCGUGAUUUGCACUAAUGAAUACAACCCUGCCCCCCCAAAAACAGUUUUCCUCCCUUCCCUGUUACAGCUAAACCGCUCGUAUUGCCUUGGCUCACUCCAUAGGCUGAGCUAUCGCUGGUUCUGGUGUGUGAAGUGUGAAGGCAGGAUUUUGUUCCAGCUCUUAACAUACCUAAUUUAAUUUAGUCUAAUCGUGGUCAAUAAAUCAAUUCAAGACCAGGAGUAGUGGAUUCAUUUUCUUUUAACCUUUUAUUUAACUAGGCAAGUCAGUUAAGAACAAAUUCUUAUUUUCAAUGACAACCCACUGUUCCUAGGCCAACUGCCUGUUCAGGGGCAGAACGACAGAUUUGUACCUUGUCAGCUUGGGGGUUUGAACUUGCAACCUUCCGGUUACUAGUCCAAUGCUCUAACCACUAGGCUACCCUGCCGUGUUUGAGCUGGAUCGGGACAAAUACCUGCACACACACAACUCUUUUAAGACGAGAGUUGUGUUUCCCCCGGCCUUAUCUAUAGUCUAGAUGAACCUAACGCAGAAAUAGCCACCACUCUGUGGUUGUCUGGGUUGAAGACACUGAUCUGAUGCCCUAAUUCACACUAAAUGGAGGCUUGAACAGUUCAGCUCGGGUUUGGCCCGAUAGUUGUGAAUCAAGUGUUUGUUUGUUUUGCUUUCCUGAGAACUGAAACGAUAAACAAUACUCUUAACAUGCCAAAUGAAUCAACUUUCCCCCCGUUUUUAACUUUGUGUCUGCAAUCUGAACUGGGACCCUAUUCCAUAUACAGGUCAUUACCUACAGAGUCUAAUGUAUCACUAUGUAGGGAAUAGGUUGCCAGUUCAGACAAAGUCUGUGGUUUUCCUGCUUUUGGACCUCUUGAAAGCCAGCUUCUUCUUUUUUUUACACCACAUAAAGAAGGCAGAACAAAAUAAAUCAAAUGCAUUGAGUUUUUUAUUUUUUUUAAUAAAAUGUUUAUGUCUUCAGGCUCUCUUGGUUGAGCUCUGAAAAAAGGGCAGGUCUGACAGCAUUGGAGAAAGAAAAGGUCAAGAAAUAAAAGUUGGGAGUUGG
Oncorhynchus kisutch (coho salmon) is the source of this 6314-nucleotide messenger RNA. RefSeq names its product recombining binding protein suppressor of hairless-like. The record is from RefSeq and is a predicted model, not a curated record. NCBI's taxonomy places the organism in Eukaryota, Metazoa, Chordata, Actinopteri, Salmoniformes, Salmonidae. Gene Ontology annotation, biological process: regulation of transcription by RNA polymerase II. Gene Ontology annotation, molecular function: RNA polymerase II cis-regulatory region sequence-specific DNA binding; DNA-binding transcription activator activity, RNA polymerase II-specific. Gene Ontology annotation, cellular component: nucleus. The transcript has 11 exons. Bases 777 to 2300 code for a protein of 507 amino acids.